CUCACACAAGAACGCAUACGCACACGUAUAUUUCAUCAUCAUAUCCUUAUAUAUCACAUACGUUUUACGUGUGUCAGCAAAUUGUCACCGGGCAUCUUCCGGAAUUCACUGGAUUCUACGGAAAACCUUGAUUGUUAACACUUAGAUACAAGGAUAUCCUAGCUGGUUAAGUUCACGUGAGCGACAGCGUAUCGUUUAGAAACUGUCAAAUCUUGAAAGAUGGUUUUGGAUUUGGACUUAUUCCGCAAGGACAAGGGUUUCGACCCAGAAAAGAUUCGGGAUAACCAGAAGAGGCGUUUCAAAGAUGUUCAGUUAGUGGACACUGUCAUCGAGAAGGAUAAGCACUGGCGGCAACUGCGACAUUGCGCAGACAACUUUAACAAAUUGAAGAACCUGUGCAGCAAAGAGAUCGGUGAGAAGAUGAAGAAGAAAGAACCGCUUGGUGACGAUGAUACAGUGCCUCAAGCAAUUGCCGAUGAUCUGGAUAAUUUGACCUCUGAGAGCUUGAAGGCGUUGACGGUAGUACAGAUCAAGAGAAUACGUACUCUCAUCGACGAGGCGAUACAGAAAAACGAUGAGAGUCUGAAGACGACCGAGUCGGAAAGAAACAGUGCCCUUAGAGAAGUAGGAAAUCAUCUGCACGAAUCUGUGCCUGUUACUGAUAAUGAAGAAGAGAAUAAAGUAGAAAGAACCUGGGGAGAUUGCAGUGUGAAAAAGAAGUACUCUCAUGUUGAUCUGAUCCACAUGAUUGAUGGAAUGGAUGGAGAACGUGGAACAGGAGUAUCUGGUGGACGAGGUUAUUUCCUUACUGGACCAGCAGUGUUCCUUCAACAGGGCUUAAAUCAACUAGCACUAAGGAAAUUAUUUGAGAAAGGUUACAAGCCUCUUUACACACCAUUCAUUAUGCGGAAAGAUGCGAUGCAGGAAGUAGCACAACUCUCUCAGUUUGAUGAAGAACUGUACAAGGUGAUUGGUAAAGGUAGCGAACGUAACGAGGAUAAGGAACUGGAGGAGAAGUACUUAAUUGCUACCUCCGAACAACCAAUAGCUGCUUUCCAUAGAGGCGAAUGGAUAGCUGAAAGCGCUUUACCGAUUAGAUAUGCCGGUAUCUCAACUUGCUUUAGACAAGAAGUCGGCUCUCACGGACGAGAUACCAGAGGUAUCUUUAGGGUACAUCAGUUCGAGAAGGUGGAGCAGUUUUGCCUCACUUCGCCUCAUGACAAUAAGUCCUGGGAGAUGAUGGAAGAAAUGAUCUCCAACGCGGAAGAAUUUUACCAGGCUUUAAACAUUCCUUAUCGUAUUGUCAAUAUCGUGUCGGGUGCAUUGAAUCAUGCGGCCUCCAAGAAAUUGGAUUUGGAAGCUUGGUUUCCUGGCUCCCGUGCGUUCCGCGAACUCGUAUCGUGUAGCAAUUGCCUGGACUACCAAGCCAGGAGAUUGUUGGUUAGAUAUGGGAAGACGAAGAAAAUGAACACCACGACGGACUAUGUUCACAUGUUGAACGCGACGAUGUGCGCCGUGACCCGCGUGAUUUGCGCGAUUCUAGAGGUGCAUCAAACGGAAACUGGCGUGAAGGUGCCGGAGAUCCUGAUGGAUUACAUGCCCCUUGGGUACAAAAAACAGAUUCCGUUUGUGAAGCCGGCGCCGAUCAACGAGGUCGAGACGAAGAAGCAGAAAAAGCAGAAGGAAAACGCCUCCAAGUGAUGCGAUCGCACAAAACAAUGGCGACAAUGAAUGUGAAAACUUUGUGUCCAUCUACAGAUCUUAUUUAUUAAACUGCAUUUCUUUCCUUUUUUUUUUAUUUUAUAUUCCAUCGCGAUCCGCUCGGGUCGCGGCUGUAAUAACGAUUUAAGAAAAUAUAUACACACAUCCGACUUCUCUCAACACAUUGAGAUCUCUUCACGCGUCUCGCAAUAUCUCUAUCUCUCUCUAUCUAUCUCUCCUCGACCCGUUGGAAGCGAGGAAAGAUCUCUUCUGGCCGGGUUUGCAUCCGCAGACAAAAAUUAUAUCGACCUCUGCCGAUUCUCGGCAAUUUUUGUCCCCGGAUGCAUCUCUACGCUCGUAAUAAAAACGCUUUUUCUCCACCGAAGAAGGCAUGUAUCCGCGAACGGUCGUGUCGAGCUUAGAGAACAUCGGCGAUUGUCAACACAGAUUACAACAUUUUAUUUGAUAACACUUGUUCAAUAUUUUAUAAUCAGACAUCGGUAUAUAAUAUAUAUGAUUCUGUAAUAUACAUCUGAUGAGAAGAAUA
Harpegnathos saltator (Jerdon's jumping ant) is the source of this 2248-nucleotide messenger RNA. It is a transcript of the gene SerRS, whose product is annotated as Seryl-tRNA synthetase. Gene Ontology annotation, molecular function: ATP binding; serine-tRNA ligase activity. The coding region runs from base 220 to 1701 and encodes 493 amino acids. NCBI's taxonomy places the organism in Eukaryota, Metazoa, Arthropoda, Insecta, Hymenoptera, Formicidae. The record is from RefSeq and is a predicted model, not a curated record. Gene Ontology annotation, biological process: seryl-tRNA aminoacylation. The transcript is spliced from 6 exons.